AAAUCCGCGGCCAAAGUAAUCUUCUUCUCCCUUAUAUGGCUUCCUUCUCUGUUUUUCUUACUCUGUCUCGAUCCUCUCUGUUCUUGUUUGGUGUUACGAAAUUAACGAGUGACUAUUUGUUCAAGCUUUUGCUCAUUGGUGAUUCUGGUGUUGGAAAGUCAUGCUUGCUUCUAAGGUUUGCUAUGCCUAGAAAGCAAAAGACUUCGUCCUCUUCCUUGGAUAAAUCUGUCAAGAGUUUACAACAAUUGAGUCUCGAUGAUAAGAAGAAGAAUGAGAAGAAGAAGAUUAAGGAGAAGAAGCUUCACCUAGUUCUUGAUUUGGACCACACGCUAAUCCACUCGACUCUUGUUUCGCAACUUUCGAAAAAGGAGAAGUAUGUACUCGAACAAACUGAUUCAAGGCAAGAUCUAUGGAGAUUCAACAAAGGCCAUUCCAAUGAAUAUAUCAUUAAACUUCGACCUUUUGUUCCUGAAUUUCUAUUAGAAGCCAACAAGCGUUUCACAAUGCAUGUUUACACAAUGGGGUUAUCGAAUUACGCACAGACCGUGUUGAACUUGAUUGAUCCGGAUAAAGUAUACUUUGGCGAUCGAGUCAUAACCAGUAAAGAAAGUCCUAAUACUAAGACACUUGAUCUUGUUGUGGCUGAUAAGCGAAGAGUCGUAAUUGUGGAUGAUACGGUUGAUGUUUGGCCUAAUGACAAGAGCAGCUUGUUGCAGAUCACCAAGUAUGAAUAUUUCAGAGACGGUGAUGAUAACGCAAAGUUGAAAUCUUACGCAGAAAAGAAGAUAGAUGAGAGUCCAGAGAACGGAUCAUUGGCGAGUGUUCUGAAAUUUCUCCAAGAUAUUCACAGAAGAUUCGAAGAGGAGUUAGAUUCUGAAGACUUGAGGCUGUUGAUACAUGAUCGUUGCAGACAAGGCUGCUUCUGACUGUUCUGACUGAAUGUAUGUAUUUAGUCCACAAAGUUGCAUUCUUAAAGGUAUUUGUAAGGAAUCAUUUGAGUAGUUUUAGUUUAGUGUCAUGAUUUAGAUGACUAAAUACAACGAUUCUCAUUCC
Molecule: messenger RNA, 1053 nt
Organism: Arabidopsis arenosa
Lineage: Eukaryota; Viridiplantae; Streptophyta; Magnoliopsida; Brassicales; Brassicaceae
Source: the annotation of a GenBank genome assembly